AUGCUCGAUCAACCUUUCAUACUGCAACUUCCAGUAGAAGUGCUAUCUAAAAUAGCUCGCCAUGCCAGCAAACCAACCAUCACCGUUCGUUUCCAGCCCGAGGACUUGACACCACUCCUUCACUUUCGACAAACCUGCAAGACAUUCGAGAGAGCCGCCUUCGAUAUCCUGAUAGAGAGAUUCCCCCGAAAGCUCCGUUGCAGCGUAGGCGUCCCUCGCAAUGUCGAAAACUUCAAAGCCCAGUCAUUCCAAAAGCGUUUGACAAGCCGCCUCAGACAAGUCACCUUAUCAGUCGACAUCCUGGCAGGCAGCAACAUCAGCGACAUCAAAACAGCCGGUCGCCUCUGCCAGCACUCCGAAAAUGCCCAACUCUUCGAYUUCCGGCGUCUGGAAGCCGAUUUCUACGACAAAGCAUCUUCCCCUCUGAACCCAGAUCUACAAUUCGCAUUGCAACAACUCCAACCCCUCGCCACACCACCCGCAAUCAAAAUCUCCGUCUGGCUCUCCGAAGACGUCUAUCUUGAAAACCACGAAUCAAAAAAUGUCGUCCCCAUGCUCUCUAGUCUUGCAAACGCCAUCCCUCCGCAAAUGUUACGCUCUCUCGAACUGGCGUACGCCCACUGCGAUGCGCAAAGCAUGAUAAACCUCGUCAAACGCUCCCUCGACUCCCUCGAAGAAGUCAACAUGGAUAAUGUAUCCUUCGUCUCAUCCACACCACGCUGGGUAGAUUUCCUGAAAGAAUUGACUCGAUGCACGAAAUUGAAAAACCUCCUGCUCUGUAAUCUGCGGGAGGAAUCUCUCGGGGCAGUCUUGAGUUCGAGGGAGCCUUCUUCUUUCAGUCCGUUUUCUUUCUACCUCUACGCGGGAUUCUCGGGGCGGGAACGAGUGAAGGAGGGAUUGCGAGCAUUGAUUGAAGCUGAUUUGUGCACUGCUGCGGGUAACCCAAAGUUUGACGCGCCCAUUGAUCCACUGGGCAAUUUCAUCUAA
Molecule: messenger RNA, 987 nt
Organism: Ramularia collo-cygni
Lineage: Eukaryota; Fungi; Ascomycota; Dothideomycetes; Mycosphaerellales; Mycosphaerellaceae
Exons: 1
Coding region: 1-987 (328 amino acids)
Source: RefSeq, a predicted model, not a curated record